Molecule: messenger RNA, 1418 nt
Organism: Tachyglossus aculeatus (Australian echidna)
Lineage: Eukaryota; Metazoa; Chordata; Mammalia; Monotremata; Tachyglossidae
Gene: CCDC69
Product: coiled-coil domain containing 69
Exons: 9
Coding region: 51-983 (310 amino acids)
Cellular component (GO): cytoplasm; nucleus
Molecular function (GO): microtubule binding
Source: RefSeq, a predicted model, not a curated record
UUUUUUGGGGGGGGGGAUCCCUCCCCUCGGACACCCCCGAGGAGGAGGGGAUGGGCUGCAAAUGCAGCAAACCCCUCUGCUGCAGACCCAGGAGGAAGAGGCGACAGAAAGCCAAGCAGCAGCCCAAACCGGAGACCCAGGAGCUAGACUCCUUGCAGGCAGACUCAGGACAAACCGUACUUCUUUGCAAGGAGACAGCCGAACUUCUGGAGAAGCAGCAAAGGGAGAUUUCCAGGAUCCUCCAACAGCAUGAAGAGGAAAAGGAGAGGCUGGAGGCACACCAUCGAACGGACAAGGAAAAACAGGCCCAGGAGAUUAGAGUCCAGGUGACCCAGGAAAGGGAGUUAGAGCUUCAAGAGAAGCUUGCCGAACAGUUCCGAGCUUUGACGGAGGCACAUGAUGGGAAGCUACGAGAGCUCCAUUUGUCAAAUGAGCGAGAGAAGGCGGCCCUGACGGAGUCCUUUCAAGCAGCACAGUCAUCCCUGAAGGACACCAUAGAUGCGUUGAACUCCCAGUUGGAGCCCUUCCAAACAAAGAUGAAACGAGUAGAGGAGUCGAUCCUGAGUCGAGAUUACAAGAAGCACAUCCAGGACUAUGGCAGCCCCAGCCAGUUCUGGGAGCAGGAGCUGGAGAGUUUGCACUUUGUCAUUGAGAUGAAGAAUGAACGCAUCCAUGAGCAGGACCGGAAGCUGAUGAACUUGGAAACUGUGAAAGAGAAAAACCUGUUCUUGGAGGAAAAAAUUAAGACCCUGCAACAGGAGAACGAGGACCUUCGAGUUCGGGGACAGAACCACCUGCUGGUGUCAAGGCAGCUCUCUGACGAGCUCCUUCUGGUCCAGGAGGCUUUGGAAAAGGAAUCCCGGUCAAGACAACAGAUCCGUCAGGAGAAAGAAGAACUUCUUUAUCAACUUCUGAACAACUCCCCUCAAGCCUUCCCGCUGUCCUCUGUCACCCCUACGGAAGUCUCCUUUCUUCCCACAUAGGACUCCGGACCAGAGGGGUGGGAUCUGGGGGAAUGGAGAGGGGCAGGGGAGGACCAAGGGAGGCCCUGGUCUCCACUCCCAACUUGCCUCAGUCCACCCCUCCCUCCUCUUGCCACGGAGUCUCAUUGCUGCUGCUGCUGAGGAGCUCCCUUGGCUUUCAAGGGAAUCUCCCCACUAAGACUGAGCUAGUUUCUGCUUUCCUGGGGCACGUCCGUUUCCUCGGAUCUCCUUCACAUUCCCAGUUCCUGGUGUGGAGAGUGGGGGAUGGGGAGCCAGGUGUGCGUAUGUUGUGGGGGGAUGGAAAGACAUAUGGCUGGGAGAAGGAGGGAUCAGAUCCAUCCUGAAAUACGAAAAUGGGCCUGUUCCUUUCCUCGGGUGAGGCCAAUAAAGACAGAGUCAAGGGGAACUGUGGACAUUUCUUCAAGCGGGGGUCAG